Molecule: messenger RNA, 717 nt
Organism: Entrophospora candida
Lineage: Eukaryota; Fungi; Glomeromycota; Glomeromycetes; Entrophosporales; Entrophosporaceae
Source: the annotation of a GenBank genome assembly
AUGUCAGCUCCAACUCCUGUAUCAUACUCUGAUAUUGGUAAGGCCGCUUCAGAUUUGUUUAGCAAAGAUUUUCCACUUGAUUUAAAGCUUGAAGUAAAAAAUCUUGCUUCGAAUAAUGUUGUAUACCAAACAACUUAUGGUGAAUUAAAAACUAAAUAUGUUUAUCCAAAACGAGGAGUCACCCUUACUCAAACAUGGACGACAACAAAUAAUUUGAUAGCGAAAAUUGAGCUUGACAAUAGUCUUUCCAAAGGUUUAAAGCUUGAGUUAGAACCAAGUCUUCAACCUUCAUCUGGAGAUAAAAAUAUUAAAGGUGGUUUGAUAUUCAAACAACCGGGUUUACACUCAAAAGCAUAUUUUGAUAUGGACAAAGGUCCUAUUUUUCAAGCUGAUACUGUGAUCGGGAAAGAAGGAUUUUUAGUUGGUGGUGAUACCUCAUAUGAUGUGGCAGAUGGUAAAAUUUCACGUUAUGGUAUAGCUGCUGGAUAUGUCGCACCUGAUUAUAGUAUCACUCUCCGUGCAACGAAUUUAUUGUCUACUUAUACGCUUUUGUAUUUUCAUCGUGUACAAUCUGAUAUCGAGGCUGGUGCCAAAGCCGUAUUGGAUGAUAGUGAACUUAGACCAGGUAUCAAAUUAUCUUUGGGUGGUCAUAUUGAUGCAACUCGUUUGAGCGAGGAUGUACAUCGAUUCGGGUUCUCCCUUAAUUUUGAAUCUUAA